UCUCUCUCUAGUUUCUCUUGUUUCUGAUUCCAUGUAUUUCAAAAAAACCCUUGAAACUUUCUAAAAGAGAAUAAAGAGAAGGAAUUUAAACCAUGGUUUUCUCGUCUGUUACACCCUUUCUAGAUCACCACAAUUGGCACCAACAGUUGCAACAAUCAAGCCAUCAACAAGGAAGUGGUGGAGGAGGAGAAAACCCUAAUUUUCAGUCACCGCUGGCGCCUCCACAACAUGGAGGUUCUGGUGGUGGAGAAGGAUCGAUUAGACCAGGAUCUAUGGUGGAUCGAGCCAGACUAGCGAAGCUACCCAUGCCUGAGCCAGGCUUGAACUGCCCUCGUUGUGAUUCCACAAACACCAAAUUUUGUUACUUCAACAACUACAGCCUCACGCAGCCUCGACACUUUUGCAAGACGUGCAGGCGUUAUUGGACACGAGGUGGUGCUCUAAGGAAUGUUCCUGUUGGUGGAGGGUGCAGGAGGAACAAAAGAAGUAACAAAAGCAGCAGAAGGUCAAAAUCUCCAGGCCAAAAGGUGGCUAAAUCAAUGACGAACGGGAGUCCAUCAAGGUAUAGCACCGGACACAUAGCGACAAGUAAUCAUCAUCCACAUCCAUCUUCACUUCAACUACCCUUCAUGAGCUCAUUUGGAGGUAUUGCUGGUAAUAUUGAUGGACUUCAUCCUCAAAAUGGAAUGGGUAAUUUCCAAUUCGGAUCUGAUGGCUCAAAUGGAAAUAAUUUCAGUAACAUUUUAUCAAUUGGAAGUGGUGAGAGUUGGAGAUUGCCAUUCUUGGCAGGAUUUGAGGCACCUAAUAAUACCAACUUAUUUCACUAUCAAAGUGAAGGUGCAGUUGCAGCACCAGCAUCUUCGAUGAUCGAGAACCCUCAUGCAGAUCCUCCAGUAAAAGUCGAAGAAAACCGAGGUCGAUCUCUGAAUUUAUCAAGACAAGCUCUGGGUAUUUCAGAAAAUACCAAUCAACAACCAUGGUCAGGGAGUAAUACAUGGGCUGAAUUUUCUGGUGUCAAUACUUCUUCUACUCCUACAACACAUUUCAUAUGAUCUUUUACUUUGGAGGAAUUUCUUUCAUCUAAGCGUUCAACUGAGUUAACUUGGACUCCGAAAUCCAAGAUAAGCAAGAAUGUCAUGUGGUCUCACUCAAGAUCGGUUACUAAUGAACAACUGAAGGACAAACAAUGGUAGGUUUACUAUAUGCUAUUCAAAUUGAAUGUCAUGGUAAGUAGUGGGUUGUGCUUUUAAUUCAACUAAUGUGUUUGAGAGUUCAAUUACUUGUACUUCAUGUUUAAUGUUUUUACUAAAUUUGUGUCAAAGUGUGUGGUACUUUUUCGUUGUGUUAUGAACGAUAAUGUUUUUUUGUUAAAUCUUUCUACU
Molecule: messenger RNA, 1382 nt
Organism: Lactuca virosa
Lineage: Eukaryota; Viridiplantae; Streptophyta; Magnoliopsida; Asterales; Asteraceae
Source: the annotation of a GenBank genome assembly